This is a messenger RNA of Drosophila ananassae, 2293 nucleotides long. It is a transcript of the gene uri, whose product is annotated as unconventional prefoldin RPB5 interactor-like protein. NCBI's taxonomy places the organism in Eukaryota, Metazoa, Arthropoda, Insecta, Diptera, Drosophilidae. Bases 72 to 2162 code for a protein of 696 amino acids. The record is from RefSeq and is a predicted model, not a curated record. Gene Ontology annotation, molecular function: chromatin binding; transcription corepressor activity; phosphatase inhibitor activity. The transcript has 4 exons. Gene Ontology annotation, biological process: negative regulation of transcription by RNA polymerase II; negative regulation of phosphatase activity.
GCGCGGGGAAGAGUUUUCGAAGCUUUAGGGAAUUAAUAAAGUCAGAAAUAUCUCCACAAAUAACAAUAACAAUGGACCGGCGAGAAGAUGCUUUGCGACAGGCCCUGGAGAAUAAUGCGGCGGAAACGGAGCGUUGGCAGGCUUUUAAAAGCGACAAUGAGAGCGCCAUCAGGAAUCUGGAAAUGUUUGUCCGUAAGCUCAGCGUGGAGGUUAUGGUUCCCAUUGGCAAGAAGGCUCUAAUGCCCGGGGAGCUAAUCCACACCAACGAACUCUUAGUGGGCCAUUAUGAGGGCUACUUCUCCCAAUGCUCGGCGCACAAAGCCCAGGAGAUCUGUCGACACCGCCUGAAAAUCGCCGACGAGCAGCUGAAAAAGCUAAAAACGGAGUCAGAUCUAUGGCAGAACAAGCUCAGUACCCCUUUCACAGAGGGUGCAGUGCCAAGUGGCGAUCAGGUGGAGAUUGUGGAAGAUUUCAACGAGGAGUCGCACAACAAGUGGAUGGCAGAACACAGAGAUCGGGUGCGGCGGCAGAAAGAAGAGGAGCGUCUGAAACGACAGGCAGAACCGGCAGGAAGUGGCGACGAUGUACUCCGAAAGCUAGAAGAGCGGGAGAUGAUGGAGGAAUUGGGCCUGGAUCCUGACAACCUCAGCAAGGAGGUGUUGGAAGAUAUUUUGAAUCCAGAAUCAGCCGUCGUAGAUCCUAUUCCCACAGCAUUAACCGAAGAGCAGGAGUCUGAAAUCUGGAAGAAGCUAGAAGCCCAAGAGGAAAGCGAAAAAGCUGAAGAUCUUGGUGCCGAAGCAGAAGAAAGCCUUAGAAGUACGGACGAUCUAGUGCGUCAACUAAUGUCCGGUGAUGUGGAGGCAACCUCCUCUAAAAAGCGUAUAGGAAGGGAUAAACCGGCUUCAGAAAGCACAGACCAUAAAACUGAUAUUAAAAACAAUAUCGGGGUGGAGGAAGCACAGCCAAUCGAAAGCGAUGAGGAAGAUGAGGCGGAAGAAGUGCAAACUAUUCGAGAGCAAGUUUCCCUGUUGCCAAUCGAAGAACGCGAGCCCUUCCUCAGAUCACAGAUUCAGAUUCUCACGGCCAAAAUGCGUAAGAUACAGAAAGUAAACUUCAUUAGCGAUGAACUGGUACACUUGAUGAAUGUGGUGGUUAUGCUGGAAGACGAUCUUCAGGACAUGCUGUGCGACUUAGAGCUGGAAGCCAGUGAUGCCGAGCAAGUUGAAGAAUUCGAAGAUCCCGACGAACCCGCAGUAGAGCCCGAAGUUGUGCCAGAACCUAGUACAAAGACACGGCGCAUCUCCUUCGCUGCCGCUGAUCAGAAAUUAGAAUUCCGGCGCGAAGAGACUGUGGCGGAGAUGCUGCCCAAUGCAAGAAAGAAUUCCAGAGAUGUCAUACGCUUGGAUGAGCCGGUUGAACCACCUCCGAAAGAAGUCGCCAAGAAAAAGAACAUAAAACCCAGCACAGACAUUUUGCAAAAAGUUGAGAGAAAUAUUGAGUUUGUGAAGGAGAAUCAAAGUGUCCAAGACUUCGAUUUGCUCAACCAAAUUCUGGAGGAGUCCACAGGACGCAUUAACACAUUACACAUUAGUUUUAACCAUUCCAAUGCAGUGACUGCCGCUAAAUAUGAUACAGAAGAUGCCAUACCGGGGACUCCAGCAGAUUUCUAUGAGAAGUUCGAAAAAGACCGGGCCCAGGCGAAUGCAUCGUUUCCUAUAUUUGUUAAUGGGUUUGAGGGAGAAGAUCAGGUGAAAGUGCCAAUCAUGACCGAAGCUUCGCGAGGAGCGGCCUACGAAGAUCCCAGAAGUCAGUUUUCAAAACCGGGUACUUCUGAAGACGAGGCAACGAGUGGUCCGGAAGGCAGUACCAAGUCUAUACUUCGCAACAAAUCCGCCGUAGAGCUGGAGCCGCACAUUACAAACCAACAAAAAGAACCGAAGAAGGUCGGGAAGAAGGGGAGAAAACCAAAGAAGAAAGAGCGCACCCUGGACGACGAUCUGCGCGACAUGAGUGCCUAUCAGAAGGUGAUGCACGAGAUUGUAGAGAAGGAGCCGGCCAAGGAGACGCCGGAGCCACUGCCUCAAGGCAAGUUCAUCGAUACGCAUGCACCAAAGAAGCGGGUCAGCCGCUUUAAGGAACAGCGGGCACGUAGCAAGACGUAGCAGAGGAGUGAAACUGAGAGUUUAGCGGGAAAUUACUCAUAUAUUUGUUCAAGUUUUAUGUGGAUUUGUAUUACAAACACAACAAACAAUAAACAACUACUCGUGUGGUGUACAUUGAUAUUUAAAUUAAA